AUGCUCAGCCUCAUUGUUUCAAUAGCCUUGUUCAUCUACUUCUCCCACAAGUAUCGUGUCGGUCCCGUGUGGUUCGCCUGGACAGGUGUCGGCGCAGCGAGUUGGAUCGCGUCCUUCCUGGCCUUUAUGAUAGUCAAGCGAUCGAAGAAGCGCGUCCUGCACGAUGUCGAGGUCGCCCGACAAAGCAACCAACUGAGCGGCCGCAUUCAUGACAGCACUAUCACACAGGCUGCCAUGAUUGGUGACUCUAAUGCAAACAGACAGCAUGCCAUACCUGUUGACUCCGCCACUGCCGCCGGCGCCGGCAAUGCUUCCAACACUGCUACGGCUGGUGUGGCACUGGCACUCCGCAGACAUCGUUCCGGGCUUGGAGGUAUUUCAGAGAAGGGCUUGAACGGCGAUGAUGACUGGGCUCGUGGUGCGGAAGAGCGUUUGGACACGCCGGUUGCCAUACAUAGAGCACAGGAAGGAGUGAACGAGUGA
This is a messenger RNA of Colletotrichum spaethianum, 483 nucleotides long. RefSeq lists its product as uncharacterized. The record is from RefSeq and is a predicted model, not a curated record. Lineage: Eukaryota; Fungi; Ascomycota; Sordariomycetes; Glomerellales; Glomerellaceae. The coding region runs from base 1 to 483 and encodes 160 amino acids. The transcript has a single exon.